Trypanosoma cruzi is the source of this 4050-nucleotide messenger RNA. RefSeq lists its product as uncharacterized. The transcript has a single exon. Bases 1 to 4050 code for a protein of 1349 amino acids. Lineage: Eukaryota; Euglenozoa; Kinetoplastea; Trypanosomatida; Trypanosomatidae. Gene Ontology annotation, molecular function: protein binding. The record is from RefSeq and is a predicted model, not a curated record.
AUGGCAGAGCUCAGUCCAGUUGCACUUCUUCCUGGCGGAUGUCAACAGGACUGCGCUCUUCCUGUCAUUAGCCACGCGAAUGUCAUUGUAUACUGCUCUGCAGCAGCUAUCUACAUGCAUACACCAAAUACAAUUACUCUUCCCGCUUCGGCAGGAGCAGCAGUAGGAACAGGAAGAGCAAAAAAUGAAAAUGAAACAUUUCAUAAUUAUCCACUAACUCGUAUUUUUGCCAGCGGCGUCGUUGGUGUCAUUUAUUCCUUUGACUUUAAUGACGAGUACAUGGCAUGCGUCACAAGCACUACAAACACAGUUGUCUGGCGCAUCGCGGAUGGAGAGAAUUUAAAUGACAAGCGUGUGCCGAGUUGUGUUGGUGAAUUUUUCCGGCGUGAGGGUGGCCCGUCGGUGGUGCGGAUAGCUGGAAAAUAUCACAUUCUCUACGGUACAAAAACCGGCUGGGUCGUCUCCGUUAACAUGAACGACGGCACGACCAUGCAUCAACUGCGGCUUUGUGUAACUUACAAGAGUGUCAACUCCAUUUCUUUGUCCACUCCCGCAUCCGUUGCUACCAAAGCUGCUGGCGGUCAUUGGGAAGGCACCGAGACCCAAGUGGGAUACGUGACAGUUGUGGACGUUUCCAUCUCUCGCCCUGAUACCAUUGUUGUCGGCACAUCUGAGGGAUACUUGUUUGUCCUUUCCAUACAUCCAGCCAAUGGUCUACGGCAGACGGCGUCAUUGCGUCCAUUUUCGGCGCCCGCCGUUUUUGAAGAUAAACCCGCGGCCGAUAGUACUAACAACGGAAGUGAUGCUCUCAAUGAAAUGGGGUGCCUCCCUGUUACAGCUAUGGCGUUUGAUCCGAACAAUCCUAAUUUUGUUGCUGUUGGCUCGCGCGACGGGGGCCUCGUUCUCGUUGACAUUGUGUCCACCACCAUUGUGCAGACUUAUGCGGUGAAUGGAGAACCGGUGAUUUCUAUUGCUUGGCUUGCUGGUCAAGCUGGAGAGUUUGUUACAACAGAUGGUGAAUCUUCCAAGCUGCAUGUGUGGUCUGUAAGCACACGCACGGCUGUGGCUGUCUGGCACCCGGUGGCUGGCUGUGCUAUCUUUGGCAUUGCUGCGUUUGCACCGGAGCAUCUUUUUAUUGCACUUCGCAGCGGCAGUGUCGCUGUGUUUAACACACGAACAGGACAAAUAGAGAUGCAGACCGAGGCAGGCCACACGGAUGUCAUGCAUACAUGUCGCUACGCUCAUCACGACAAGGAUCAACUCGCUACUACAAGUACAGAUGGGACGAUACGGCUGUGGAACACAAAACAACUUGUUUUACAAAAUACGCUUGACGUGGGACGUGUAAUAGUGCGCUCUAUGGACUGGAGUCUAUCUGGUAAAUAUCUUGCCGCCGGGCUUAGUAACGGCGAGGUUGUUUGUUAUUAUGUGCAUACUCAACGUGAGCACUGGCGGGUCAGUGUGACAACUGUGAGCACCGUCUAUUUUGUCUCGUGGAGCUGCACAGAGUCGGGUGGUCAUAUUGCAGCCUCCCAUCGUGACGGUCUGGCUGUGAUUUCUGCACGUGAUGGUAAAAUUUUACGUCAUUACAAGACAAAGUCCCCUGUUUCGGGCAUAGAAUUUGACAGAAAACAUCCAAAGCACCUUGCCGCGGCGUGUCAGGAUGGGCAAGUACUUGUGUUUCACAUCAGCUCAAGUCGUGAAGAACCCGCGCUCAUACUUACAGGCCACAUGGAUGCGGCUAGUAGUGUGUCAUAUAAUCCGACUGUACCAAACUUUCUUCUUAGCUGUAGUCAUGACACCACAUUACGGCUAUGGGAUCUUUAUUCAGGAGCAUCGCAUACUGCUUCUGUUUCAUGCCGUGUAUUACGUGGACAUACAAAUAGUGUAAAUGCCAUUGCAUGGUGCAGUAUUGCUCCGUAUAUUGCUCUUUCUGCCUCGUCUGAUUGUACAGUGCGGCUAUGGGAUGUGCGUGGUGGAAGCAAUUUGGCAACUGUUCGUGCUCACAAUGCGGAGGUUAUAGCAUUGAGCACGCAUCCCGAGCGUCCGCUUGUGUUUGCUUCCGUUUCGCAUGAUAACAGCAUCAUCUUUUGGCAUUUGGGACUACUGAGACAAGUGUACCUUGAAGCCGCUCUAGGCAGAAUUGAGCAUUGCAUUGUAUCGGAUGGCGCCUCUCUUUUGGCCAGCGCUGCUGCUUCUUCUUCUUCUUCUAUUGUGGACCCUGCCUUUUUGGUGACCGGUGAUGUCGUGCAGGAGCUAAAUAAGGAGUUGAAAGAAGCGAAUCUCGCGCCGCACAAACGGAUGGAACGACUUGUCCGGAUGUUUGAAUUUCCCUGUGGGGCGGUGGAUUUGGCGCGGGCGGCAGGGUUUUCUGUUGAUCCACAGGACGUAUCCAACGCAAAGUGUACUGUUGUGCCCACCUCACGACUUGUGGAAGUGCAUGGAAAGUGGGGAAAGACCAAUGUGGAGAAGUCACAUGGUAAAACCGUGACGAACGCAGGUGAGGAGUACAAGAAGUCUCGUAUUAUAGAAGCAGCCGAGUUUAUGUUGCAAAUUGGGAAAGUUGCCGAGUAUUGUCAGUUGAUGGCUGAAGUGGGUGAAUGGGACCGUGCCAUUGCUGCAGCGCCUGUCGUUAGCCGCGAUUUCUGGCGUUCACUUUGCCUAAAAGCAGCGGAGACGAUGGAAGCCGCUGGAAACGCACGUGCUUUGCGUUAUUUUAUUAUGGCUGAAGAGAGUGCUCGUGCCGCUCUUCUUGUUUCUCGUCAGUCGAAUAAAAAUUGGGACCUGGCGGCUGUCAUUGCACAGACAUGUCCACAACAUGUUGUGGAUGAGACGAGUACAGAGCCUCCACACAACACGACAGUCGAUACAAACGGUGUCUCUGCUGUUGUGAAAGGAUUGUUAAAUGCCCGAGCCACCGCGUUGGAGAAUGCCAUGAAUCCUCGUAUUGUUGCUGCAACGAAGCUUGCAGAGGGUGCCAAUGAUGAUGCCGUGAUGGAUCUCAUACACAGUGGGGACGUGGUCAUUGCUCACCUUCUUGUUCACACCGUCCCACUGCAGCGUCAGACGACCAUUGAUGCCGGUUAUCGUCUCUCCAUGUUGCUGUCAUGUCGACAGCGCCAGUGGGAUACGGCAUUGAUUUGCGCAACACGCCACUCUAAUCCCCACGAUGGCCUCGCUACCGUCUUGGCUUUUUAUCAAGAGGCUGAAGAGAAGACACGCUCGGUUGACACAAAUGCCGUCCCUGCACCUGUGAACGAGAGGAUGAAAACUUUUCAUGAACAGCUUCUUUUAGAGUGUCAGCGUCUUCAACUACCGCUGGAUGCGGAGAGUAUCCAGCGGAAACACGCCACAGAUGGACUUGGGUCCAUCAAUCAGCUAGCUGCCAUGGCUCUGUCACCAAAGACGCCCGUGGGAACCGUGACGAGUGAGGAACUUCUGCACACGAUGAGCAAUUUUAUAGAUAGCGUUCUUCAGGCGGCGUUACAAGACAUCGACAGUCCCAAUGCCGUCUUUUACUUGAACCAGGCCUUUUCCGCCACGUGUUACGUGAGUCUGCCGAUUCAAUCAGCUUCCAAAGGCGCGAAUUCUACGACGCCAACAGGAUUCUCAACGACGAUUACUGGCAAUGGCACACACUCCGCAGCUGUGCGAAGGUUUCUUGCCCAGGUGUUUCUUCUUGCGGCUUUGAUGUGCGUCAAGGUGUACCGUUUUCCUAAUUUUCUUAACCCCACCUUUACGAAAGCUCGUGAACUUGCAGAGGGUGACAAUCACCUCAUGGUGCUUCUCUCAAAGGCGCAGCAGUCACUUGGGUCUUACUCUCCUCACUCUGUUGAGGUGGGCUGCCCAACACUUGGGGCAUCGAUACCCUUCUAUGAUAUAGAGGAUGGGAUCCAGUUGAAGUCGAUACUGACAAAGGAACCACUCGCUGGAGCGGUGCAUGUUUUGGAGGACGGUGUCUCACUCAUGGGGAAGAGUGAGGCGUUUCAGUGGAUGUUAUGUUGCGCCUUUUCACCCCUUGCGUCAGGGGCUCGGUUCUUACCCUUAUAG